Messenger RNA from Tetranychus urticae (two-spotted spider mite), 4419 nucleotides. RefSeq names its product splicing factor 3b subunit 1 (gene Sf3b1). Gene Ontology annotation, biological process: spliceosomal complex assembly. Gene Ontology annotation, molecular function: mRNA binding. The record is from RefSeq and is a predicted model, not a curated record. NCBI's taxonomy places the organism in Eukaryota, Metazoa, Arthropoda, Arachnida, Trombidiformes, Tetranychidae.
CAAUUUCACAUUUCUUUCUGUUUAAUUUACUCACUGUCUUAAUUUAUAUCUCUUCACAAUUAUUGGUUAUCUAAUUAAUCAUUUCAAUUUUCAUUAAUUUGUGGGUUAAUAAGCACUUUUAAAGUACUUCUGAUUAAGUCAAUGGUGUAAUCAAUACAACAAUCAUAAUGGAUGAACCGGCAAAAACUCAUGAAGAGAUAGAGGCUAAGAUCAGGGAGAUUCAAUCUCGUAAAUCAAAUUUAGCCAAAUCUUCUAAUGGAGAUGGAGAGAUCAGUAGUGAUGAUAGAGUUCCUUUCAGUGCCUCUUCAGGUGUUAUGGAUAAAGACAUUUAUGGAAGCGUUCGUGACAAAUUUAGUGGCUAUGUAGACUCUAUUGCAGCAAAUGAUGAACUUGGGGAUGAUGAUGAUGAUUACGAAUUAGCAGAAAAUGGUUCAUUUGCAAAAAAUCAAGUUGUGGCUCCAAAACAAUUUUUUGAAGAAGUUGUUGAUAAAGAUCAUGAUCCUCUAGCUGGUAGAAGGGUUCCUAGGGUUGCUGAUCGAGAAGAUGAAUACAGAGCUAGGCAUCGUAAGCUCAUGAUAUCACCUCCUCGUAUCGAUCCAUUUGAGGAAGGUGGGAAAACUCCUGAUCCAAAAUCAAGAACCUAUCAAGUUAUUAUGAGGGAGCAAUUGUCAAAAGAGGAGCAAGAAUUGAAGAAAAAGAUCGGAGAAAAACCUAAAACUGACGAAGCAAAAUCCGACAGCGAAACUAAAGCAACUCGAAGACGUAGAUGGGAUCAACCUGCAACAACCGAUGAGCCACCAGCUAAAAAAUCCGUGGACUUGCAUGAAGCACAAACACCUGCAGCCCCUAAUAGAUGGGACGAGACUCCCGGUAGAAUCGGAAGAGGAGAUGCAACUCCUGGUCAGGCAAUUUGGGAUCCAACUCCAUCACACACAGGUACUACACCGAUGACUCCAGGCCAUGAAACACCAUCAACUAAAGCUAGUAGAAGAAAUCGAUGGGAUGAAACUCCCAAAACUGAGCGCCUAGAGACUCCGAGUUUGGUUUCUGGAUGGGCCGAGACUCCACGUACAGACCGUGGUGGUGAUCUUGCAUCAGAAACACCUACUCCAGGUGCAUCUAAGCGCCGAUCUCGUUGGGAUGAAACUCCAGCAGGUGCUACUGGAGCUGCAACACCUUCAACUCCUUCAAUGAUGACUCCAAUGACUCCAAUCACACCAAGUGGAGCUACCCCUAUUGGUAUUAAAGCCAUGGCUAUGGCUACUCCAUCACCAGGACAGCUUCUGAUGACACCUGAACAAAUGCAAGCUUUUAGAUGGGAGCGAGAAAUCGAUGAAAGAAACAGGCCUAUAUCAGAUGAUGAAUUAGACACAUUAUUCCCGCCAGGAUACAAGGUUUUACCUCCACCUGCGGGCUAUCAACCAAUUCGAACUCCAGCUCGUAAACUAACUGCGACUCCAACACCAAUGUCUGGUAUUUCGUCUGAAAGAUUCUUCUUCCAAAAAGAAGAGACAACAAAAAUAAUGGACAUGGAACCAAAGGGUCAAAACUUACCUCCAUUGAAACCUGAAGAUAUUCAAUAUUUUGAUAAACUUUUAUCAGAAGUAGAUGAAGAAUCGUUGAGUCCUGAUGAACAAAAGGAGCGUAAAAUAAUGAAAUUAUUGCUUAAAAUUAAAAAUGGAACACCUCCUAUGAGGAAAUCAGCUUUGAGACAAAUAACUGAUAAAGCCAGAGAAUUCGGAGCUGGACCACUAUUCAAUCAAAUUUUACCACUUCUCAUGUCACCCACUUUAGAAGAUCAAGAAAGACAUCUAUUAGUCAAAGUUAUUGAUCGUAUCUUGUAUAAACUUGACGAUUUAGUUCGCCCGUAUGUUCAUAAAAUUCUUGUAGUCAUUGAACCUCUUCUAAUUGAUGAAGAUUACUACGCUCGUGUUGAAGGUCGAGAAAUUAUUUCUAAUCUUGCUAAAGCUGCUGGUUUAGCUACCAUGAUUUCAACUAUGCGACCUGAUAUCGAUAACGUUGAUGAAUAUGUCAGAAAUACAACAGCCCGAGCUUUCGCAGUGGUUGCUUCUGCUCUUGGUAUCCCUUCAUUAUUACCUUUCCUCAAAGCUGUAUGUAAAAGUAAAAAGUCAUGGCAAGCUCGUCACACUGGUAUCAAAAUUGUUCAACAAAUUGCCAUACUCAUGGGAUGUGCUAUUCUUCCUCAUCUAAAAAGUUUAGUUGAAAUUAUCGAGCAUGGAUUAGUUGAUGAGCAACAAAAAGUUAGAACCAUAACUGCUUUAGCAUUAGCAGCUUUAGCAGAAGCAGCAACACCUUAUGGUAUCGAAUCAUUUGAUUCAGUUCUCAAACCUUUAUGGAAAGGUAUUCGUACUCAUCGUGGUAAAGGUUUAGCUGCAUUCCUUAAAGCUAUCGGUUAUCUUAUACCUCUCAUGGACCCUGAAUACGCCAAUUACUAUACAAGAGAAGUUAUGGUUAUUCUGAUUCGUGAAUUUUCGUCUCCAGAUGAGGAAAUGAAAAAAAUUGUACUAAAAGUAGUCAAACAAUGUUGUGCCACUGAUGGUGUUGAACCUCAAUACAUUAAAAAUGAUGUUUUACCCGAUUUCUUCAAACAUUUCUGGAACCAUCGGAUGGCCCUUGAUCGACGAAACUAUAAACAAUUAGUCGAUACAACUGUAGAAAUAGCAAAUAAAGUGGACGCUUCUGAAAUAAUUCGUCGAAUUGUGGAUGAUUUGAAAGACGAGAAUGAAGCUUAUCGUAAAAUGGUCAUGGAAACGAUAGAAAAAAUCAUGGCAGCUCAAGGAGCGGCUCAAAUAGACUCAAAACUAGAAGAACAAUUAAUUGAUGGUAUACUUUACGCUUUCCAAGAACAAACAACUGAAGAUAUGAUAAUGUUAAACGGGUUUGGUACAAUUGUGAACGCAUUAGGCAAAAGGGUGAAACCAUAUCUUCCUCAAAUUUGUGGUACUAUUUUAUGGAGAUUAAACAACAAGUCAGCCAAAGUUCGUCAACAAGCAGCUGAUCUUAUUUCAAAAAUUGCCGUUGUAAUGAAAACUUGUGGCGAAGAAAAGCUCAUGGGCCACUUAGGUGUCGUUCUUUAUGAAUAUUUAGGAGAAGAAUACCCUGAAGUUCUUGGUAGCAUUCUUGGUGCUCUCAAAGCAAUUGUAAAUGUAAUUGGAAUGCACAAAAUGACUCCACCAAUUAAAGAUCUAUUACCACGAUUAACGCCCAUUUUAAAGAAUAGGCAUGAAAAAGUUCAAGAAAACUGUAUCGAUCUAGUUGGACGUAUUGCUGAUAGAGGAGCCGAAUAUGUUUCAGCUAGAGAAUGGAUGCGAAUCUGUUUUGAACUAUUAGAACUUUUGAAAGCUCAUAAAAAAGCCAUUAGACGAGCUACUGUUAAUACAUUUGGUUACAUUGCUAAAGCUAUUGGUCCACACGAUGUUUUGGCAACCCUUUUAAAUAAUUUAAGAGUCCAAGAGAGGCAAAAUCGUGUUUGUACAACUGUUGCCAUUGCCAUUGUUGCAGAAACUUGUGCACCAUUUACCGUUUUACCAGCAUUAAUGAACGAAUACAGAAUUCCAGAAUUGAAUGUGCAAAAUGGUGUUCUCAAAUCAUUAUCUUUUCUUUUUGAAUACAUCGGUGAAAUGGGCAAAGAUUACAUUUACGCAGUCACCCCUCUUCUCGAAGAUGCCUUGAUGGACCGAGAUCUUGUUCAUCGUCAAACAGCAUGUUCCGUUGUUCAACACAUGGCUCUUGGAGUUUACGGAUUUGGGUGUGAAGACGCACUAACCCACUUAUUGAAUUAUGUCUGGCCCAACAUCUUUGAAACAUCCCCUCAUCUCGUUCAAGCCUUUAUGGGAGCAGUUGAAGGAAUUCGUGUUUCACUCGGACCAAUCAAAAUGUUACAAUAUGUUCUUCAAGGUCUAUUCCAUCCAGCCCGUAAAGUUCGUGAUGUUUAUUGGAAAGUUUAUAAUACCCUUUAUAUUGGAGCUCAAGAUGCUCUGGUAGCUGCUUAUCCACGAGUCCCUAACGAUGAAAAAAACACUUAUGUUCGAUAUGAAUUGGACUACAUACUGUAACAUGAAAUUAUCUAUCAUUGCUGAACGAAAACUCAAAAGAAAAACAUGAAAAGCUUUCCAUUUUGAAUAAUUGAUUCAUCUGAGGCUAAUUGUUCACUAAAUCUGCAUCACAUCACUCUUAGUAUCCAUAAGUUAUUCAUGAUUCAUACCUCUUCAGAUUAUCUCUUUAUUUACUUAUUUCUUCCUUUCUAUGAGAGGAUAGCUUGUAUAUGUGUCUAAAAUAAUUAACUAAACAACAUUUAAACAUCUUCAUCAGCUACGCACCAAAACGGAUUGGUUAAUUCAUUUUUUUCUCAACAUGCAGUUAAAAUCUACAAAUAAAUGAAAUUUAAGUUUCAGAUUU